ACUUUAAAACAUAUUAAUAAUACAAAUACAGAAAAUUCAAAACAAGAAGAUAUUUAAAAUGCAGAUAUUAUAGGUUAAGUCAGUUUGCUAUAUUUUAUGUAAAAUUUAUAUAUUCACAUAUUUAAAUAGCGCUUACAUUUGAUCUGCAAAAGAAUCAUUUGUUUGUACUCCUUCUUUGAAAGAAGAAAUAUAUAUAGCAAUUUAACAUGAAACUUCAAUGCACCGUAGAAGUUAAUAACAGAUUAUCUACAACAAAUGUAAUAAGAAGAAAGCCACAGCGUUCCAUUUUAGUAAUUGGAAGACAUUCAGUAAAAAGUACAGGCUUACAUAUUCUUUGGCAAACAUUACAGAAUAAACAGGGUACUAAAUAUAAGAUUGAUGGCAACAUAGAUCAAAUAUUUACAAAAUUUAUUAAUGAUGGAAAAGCUACAAUUCGAAUGAUAGAACCUCCUCAUGAUUUAAUUAUUCAGUCUGAUACAAUUCAGUUGAAGAGUUUUAUUCAUAUUUUAAAGCUUGUAAUAUCUAAGAAAGCAGAUCCAUCAGUUCUUACUAUUUCAAAUUUAAAUCCAAAAGAUGUAACUUCCAUUCCAAAGACCAAAGUUGUAGUUAACAAACCAUCAGAAUAUCCAACUCUGGAAGGCUUUCCAAGAACAACUAAAGAAUUACAUUUAACAGGAUUAAAUAGAAAAUCAUUUGAUAGACAAAUUUUAAGACUACAAAGCUUAAGAGUUUUAGAUUUGUCCAAUAAUCAAAUUUCAUCUAUACCAACAGAAUUAGGUGCUUUAGAGCACUUACAAGAACUUAUUCUAUCACAAAAUCGUCUCAAUAAAGCAUUGAAAUGGACGUGGUUGGAGCAAACUGCUAUUAAAACUAAUUUAAAAUUAUUAGACAUAAGUGAUAAUUCGUUAAUAAUAUUACCAGAACAAAUUGGAAAACUUCAUGGUUUAGUCAAUUUUAAGGCCAGCAAAAAUAUGUUAUCAUAUUUACCACAAAGUAUUGGAAAAUUAUCUAGCUUAAAAUAUUUAGAUGUAUCAAAAAAUAAUUUAAAUUAUUUGCCUGGAAGCAUGAAAAAUCUAAGGCUCAUUUUAUUAGACGUUUCAGAAAAUAAAUUUCAAAAAAUAGAUUUGUAUUUCACAUGCAGAACAAGUGUACCAAGUUUACUUGAAUUUGGAGCCAGAGAAUUCCUUAAAACGGGGUGUCCAUAUGAUGCAAGUAUAAUUCCAUUCACGUUGGUAAGGUAUUUAAAUGAAGCAAAGUAUUGUGUCUGUGGUAACCCUUGUUUCCAAUAUUAUAUAAGAAAAUUUGUUGAGUAUAAUUUAAGUACUAUAGCUAAUAGUGUAAAAUCAUCAGAAAAUAGUACAGUACAGUUUGAUUGUUAUUUUUGUACAAUCAAAUGUGAAAGUUGUUAUGCAAAAGUACGGUAUUAAAAUACUUUUUUAAGAAUUUAAUUCUAUCUUUUAUAAAAAUGUUUUAUAAGUAUAUGUAUAAUAAUUUAUUUUCAAAUAAACCUGGAAAAAAAUUAAUUUUAUCAUUUUAAGGGA
Osmia lignaria (orchard mason bee) is the source of this 1541-nucleotide messenger RNA. RefSeq names its product Leucine-rich repeat 47 (gene Lrr47). Gene Ontology annotation, molecular function: protein binding. Gene Ontology annotation, cellular component: cytoplasm. NCBI's taxonomy places the organism in Eukaryota, Metazoa, Arthropoda, Insecta, Hymenoptera, Megachilidae. The record is from RefSeq and is a predicted model, not a curated record.